ACAAUCAGUGUUGUUUUUUGCAAUUCGUGUGUGUUGCCAUCUGGUUUCACGCCAUUCGCUCAUUUUAAUGGCACCGUAAGUAAUAAUGUUUUGUUGCUGCAUUUUGAUUGUCUCGUGACACCGUUAUUAAUCUAAUAUUUCAUGUUUCUUAUCGUGCUCAGAUACGGGAAACGAAAUAGCAGCUAAAUGUCGACCCCAAGUGGUCAAAUAGAAUACGAGAAGUUAGCGAUUUGAUCGCUUUAGUGCAGUAAAAAAAGGGAAUGAUAAACUCCCAAUUGGGCGGUGAACAUAAAUAAUAAACAUUUGGACACCAAUUUAGUGAUUAAUUCACCCAAAAAACAUAACUGGCUAAAUUACAUUUUUCUGACGAAUGUCGUACGUCAGUACUAAUCCUCGACGUCAUGAGCGUGCUUCUCGUCUUCGUUUAGAAGGAUUUAAGUAACUACACCAGUAAACUCUCAUUCCCGUUGUUUCAUUCCAAGUGUCUUUUGACGAAUAGAAAAAUAAUUUCACUGGACGAGACCGGAAAUUAAAUUAUCGAUUUCAAGUCAGUACUGUGACGCAGUAUGCUAUCUCGCGAAGAUGAAUGGUGCGCUGCGUCAUUUGUCUAUUUAAAUUAAAAUAUUUUUUAUUGUAUCGUCCUUUAUAAAUAAAUACAGUUAAAAAGCUUCAGUAUAUUUACUGUACAGUAUUUAUUUGUCAGGCUAGUUAAUUCUCAACGCCAACAGUAUGUCGAAAAGAAGUGUUCUUCUUAGGCGUCACCCGAUUGGCCGGCGCGUGGGAGGAAUAUGAAAGCUCCACUGCGAUUGGCCUAAUAGGUCAUGGCUCAUUUUUUUUUUCUCGCGAUUGUUUCCCGUGUGAGUUAAUGGCUCCUCCUGCUACAGACGGAGACGGAGCUGGCUUGAGCGGCGUUACGGGGGAAGCAGGAACGCGGCGGAGAAAAACGGACAGUUGCACCCCAACUACUUGUGGUUUCUCUGUCGCAGUUGUCUCGCUGUAACCCGAGAGAGGCCGCCCGGGCUCUAGUACGGAGCUGAGGGUUAAAUUUAGACGCGUCUCGGCUCGAGGACAGCUCCGUGUUUUUAACCAGCGACCAACUCCCCAGAUGAACUCCGUCAGAGCCACCAACCGGAGACCCAGGCGAGUGUCGAGGCCGCGCCCGGUGCAGCCCGAGCGGAACAACGGGGACAGAGAUGAGGAGGCUCCCGCAGCAGCUGCCGCAGAGAUGGCGAUUGAGGAGUCUGGUCCAGGAGCUCAGAACAGUCCUUACCAACUCAGACGCAAGACGCUGCUCCCCAAGAGGAGCGCCACAACCCCCGCCGCUGCCUCCGCCUGUCCCAGCAAGGGCCUGAUGGAGGGAGCGUCCACGUCCUCUACAGAGGCCUUCGGCCAUCGGGCCAAGCGAGCGCGAGUAUCCGGUAAGAGCCACGACUUACCAGCUGCACCAGCAGAACAAUAUCUGCAGCAGAAGCUCCCCGACGAGGUGGUCCUGAAGAUCUUCUCCUACUUGCUGGAGCAGGAUCUCUGUAGGGCGGCGUGCGUUUGCAAGCGCUUCAGCCAGCUCGCCAACGACCCCAUACUAUGGAAGCGUCUGUACAUGGAGGUUUUUGAAUACACGCGUCCCAUGAUGCACCCAGAGCCAGGACGCUUCUACCAGGUCAACCCUGAGGAGCACGAACACCCCAACCCCUGGAAGGAGAGCUUUCAACAGCUGUACAAAGGUGCCCACGUCAAGCCGGGCUUUGCCGAGCACUUCUACAGCAACCCGAGCAGGUACAAGGGCAGGGAGAACAUGCUGUACUACGACACCAUUGAGGAUGCGCUGGGCGGCGUGCAGGAGGCCCACUUUGAAGGGCUCAUUUUUGUGCACUCGGGCAUCUACACGGAUGAGUGGAUCUACAUCGAGUCUCCCAUUACCAUGAUUGGCGCUGCGCCCGGGAAAGUGGCGGACAAGGUUGUGAUCGAGAACACCAGAGAUUCGACGUUCGUCUUCAUGGAGGGCUCGGAGGACGCAUACGUCGGCUACAUGACCAUAAAGUUCAACCCUGACGACAAGUCGGCGCAGCACCACAACGCGCACCACUGUCUGGAGAUCACCGUCAACUGCAGUCCCAACAUCGACCACUGCAUCAUACGCUCAACGUGCACGGUGGGUUCCGCCGUGUGCGUGAGCGGCCAGGGAGCGUGCCCGACCAUCAAGCACUGUAACAUCAGCGACUGUGAAAACGUGGGCCUCUACAUCACGGAUCACGCGCAGGGCAUUUACGAAGACAACGAGAUUAGCAACAACGCACUGGCGGGCAUUUGGGUAAAGAACCACGGGAACCCCAUCAUCCGACGCAACCACAUCCACCACGGGAGAGACGUCGGCGUGUUCACGUUCGAUCACGGCAUGGGCUACUUUGAGAACUGCAACAUCCACCGGAACCGCAUCGCUGGCUUCGAAGUGAAGGCGUACGCCAACCCCACGGUGGUGCGCUGCGAGAUCCACCACGGCCAGACGGGCGGCAUCUACGUGCACGAGAAGGGGCGGGGACAGUUUAUUGAGAACAAGAUCUAUGCCAACAACUUUGCCGGUGUGUGGAUCACGUCCAACAGUGACCCCACGAUACGAGGCAACGCCAUCUUCAACGGCAACCAGGGAGGCGUGUACAUAUUCGGCGAUGGGCGGGGUUUAAUCGAGAGCAACGACAUCUACGGCAACGCCCUGGCAGGAAUCCAGAUCCGGACCAACAGCUGCCCCAUCGUGCGCCACAACAAGAUCCACGACGGCCAGCACGGCGGCAUCUAUGUGCACGAAAAAGGCCAAGGAGUGAUCGAGGAGAAUGAAGUGUACAGCAACACGCUGGCCGGCGUCUGGGUGACCACGGGGAGCACGCCCGUCCUGCGCAAGAACCGCAUCCAUAGUGGCAAACAGGUGGGCGUGUAUUUCUACGACAAUGGCCACGGCGUGCUGGAGGACAACGACAUCUACAAUCACAUGUACUCCGGCGUACAAAUACGGACGGGCAGCAACCCGAAGAUCCGGCGCAAUAAGAUCUGGGGUGGACAAAAUGGCGGCAUUUUGGUCUACAACUCAGGUCUGGGCUUCAUCGAGGACAACGAAAUCUUCGACAAUGCCAUGGCGGGCGUGUGGAUCAAGACGGACAGCAACCCCACACUGAGGCGCAACAAGAUUCACGACGGCAGAGACGGCGGCAUUUGCAUCUUCAACGGAGGCAGAGGCCUGCUGGAGGAGAACGACAUCUUCCGCAACGCUCAGGCGGGCGUGCUGAUCAGCACCAACAGUCACCCCAUCCUGCGCAAGAACCGCAUAUUUGACGGCUUCGCCGCAGGUAUUGAGAUCACCAACCACGCCACCGCCACCCUGGAGGGAAACCAGAUCUUCAACAACCGCUUCGGGGGACUUUUUCUGGCGUCGGGCGUCAACGUCACCAUGAAAGACAACAAGAUCAACAACAACCAGGACGCCAUCGAGAAAGCGGUGAGUCGAGGACAGUGCCUGUACAAGAUCUCCAGCUACACCAGCUACCCCAUGCACGACUUCUACAGGUGUCACACUUGCAACACGACGGACAGGAACGCCAUCUGCGUCAACUGCAUCAAGAAAUGCCACCAAGGACACGACGUGGAGUUUAUACGCCACGAUCGGUUUUUCUGCGACUGCGGCGCGGGCACGUUGUCCAACCCGUGCACGCUGGCGGGCGAGCCCACGCACGACACGGACACUCUGUACGACUCUGCGCCGCCUAUCGAGUCCAAUACCCUGCAACAUAAUUGAACAACGCGACGAACUGGACUGGCGGAACGAUAUCGCGCACACAAGCAUCAAUGCGUCGCACACACAAACACGCAGAAGCCCACCUCCAAAGAGACGCUGAGAUGUGCGGCGCAGAAGGUGAGGACAUGCAGGCAAAGCUCCACAAGGGGGGGGGGCUGAGGAAACACUUGAGAUUCCUCGCACCUGUGAGUAUGCUUUGGUGUGGGGGGGAGGGAAGCACUUCUGCUAUUUUUAAGAAGAAAAAAAAAACAUUCUGAUCAAUGGGUUUUAUUUCAAUGCUUCAUCAUGUAGUUUUGUAUUUUAAAGCAAAAAGCUGACUGUAUUUGAAUGUCGUUUAUUUUAUUAUAUAUUAUAAUUAUUUCUUUGGUUAGCGUCCUGUCCUGUCUCCUGUCCCAACCCACUUUUCAGCGGCUGCAGGUGAUCCCUGGUGAGCCAAUGCUCAAGUUCUUUCUAUGAAAGAGAAUCUGGUUUUAAACAUUAAGGAACCCUCUCUCUGUGUUUUGGCUUGAUUGGCAGGUGGGGCAACUGUGCCCACUCUUGUACAAAUUUGUGUGUGUGAACAGUUUGAUGCAGUCAGUGUUUUGUGGAGAGGGUUCGAAUGGAAUGCUCCAGAGCUUUUUUUUUUUUGUUGCUUUGCUUUAUACUGGACCACCAAGACUUGAUCUGCAGCCCGCACCCCCUGAAUUCGCACCCCCUCCUACCCCAGUGUAUCGUGGUGACUGUGGCUCCUCAUGCAGCCUGAAUCGUAUGCAUGUACCAUAACAUCUAGACUUAAUAUAUUGUGAAGUAUUCUAUAACCAUAAUGUAGAUGCUAGUUGGAAUUUAAAAAAAAGGGGGGGGUACACGUUUUUCCCAACUUUCUUUGGAAGGCAAAAAAAAGGACAUCAGGAAACUGGCCUUUUGUAAGAAAAUAAAACUAUUAGAUCUGAGAA
This is a messenger RNA of Hippocampus zosterae (dwarf seahorse), 4713 nucleotides long. Its product is annotated as F-box only protein 11-like. Gene Ontology annotation, molecular function: zinc ion binding; protein binding. The record is from RefSeq and is a predicted model, not a curated record. Bases 1106 to 3781 code for a protein of 891 amino acids. The transcript has 22 exons. Gene Ontology annotation, biological process: regulation of apoptotic process; ubiquitin-dependent protein catabolic process; protein ubiquitination. Lineage: Eukaryota; Metazoa; Chordata; Actinopteri; Syngnathiformes; Syngnathidae.